Molecule: messenger RNA, 723 nt
Organism: Priceomyces carsonii
Lineage: Eukaryota; Fungi; Ascomycota; Pichiomycetes; Serinales; Debaryomycetaceae
Exons: 1
Coding region: 1-723 (240 amino acids)
Source: RefSeq, a predicted model, not a curated record
AUGGAAGGCACGCUAGAAGGCAUCAUAGACUGUUUGGACUCAGAUAGUUUCGAGGAAAAGCACAGGGGGUUAGACUUACUCGACCAUUUCAUGGCGGAAUUGUUACCUGAUAUCGUCAAUUAUAGAAAGCAGGGACUGGUUAGUAGUAAAUUACAGACAUUUGUUAUACUUCAAGGAUCGCUUCGUUAUAACAUAGCACAAAAUUUGAUAUCGUAUUAUAAGAGCGAAGGUGUAAGUGAUGAAGAGUAUAUUUUGACGUGCAACAGGCUCCUACAAGGAAUAUUAUUGUUGCAUCCAGACUCAAGAAAUUUGUUUGGCAGAAAAGCUACAAUGAAGCUGGUUCUUAAAUUCUUAGAAAUAUCCGAAUUAUCUAUACCUGUCUCAAUAUCUUUCGUUAGCACCAUUAUUCAUAUUUUAUUGAAAAAUUUGGAAAACUGCCGAGUUUUCGAAGAGUGUGGCGGUUGCUCCGUUGUUAUAAAAAAGCUUGAUCUAUCAUACUCUUCUUCUCAGUCUCCACAAGUAUCUCAAAAUACGGUCCAUGAGAUAACUCAACAAAAUUUAAAUUUCAAAAUUAUUGAAUUUUUGAUCUUCUACUUAGUAGAAGAAGAACCAAAUUCUAAUAUACCGACGAAGUCUGUCAAAGAGAAGUCAGCAUAUUUCAAGGAUCAGUUUCCGAAUAUUGACAAUGUUGUCGAAAACUUAGACACUUUAAAGACUCUAUGA